UCCCUCUCUCUCUACUACAUACACAUGUAUAUAUAAACAUGAUGAUAGUAAAGAUUCUGAAAGCAUGGCUUAAAAAGAGGAGGGAGAUUAAUGGAGUUGCAUCUUGUUUAAGCUGUAAAAACUGGUGUCCAUGGAGAAUCACUCAACCAUCAUCAUCAUCAUCAUCAUCAUCACCAUCCAUACAUGAAGACGAUGAACAUGACUCCAUUCCAAGGGACGUCCCAAAGGGUCAUCUUGUAGUCUACGUUGGUCAAAACCAGAGUAGGUUUGUCAUCAAUGUGAAAUUACUAAAAAACCCUUCAUUCAACGAGUUGUUGGAUCAAGCUCGAGAAGAAUACGACUUCACUGCUGAUUCUAAACUCUACAUCCCUUGUGAUGAGGAAGUCUUCCUCAAAGUUGCUUCAUUGCCACAUGAUCACAAAACCACUUUCUGUUUUUGAAUUUUGUUAGAUUUUUUUUUUUUGUUCAAGAUUUUAGAUUUAGUGUAAAGUAGCAAACCCCAUUUUUGAAGGGAUUCUUGAUGAAAUAAUAAAUUGUGAUUCCUAACAACAAAAUCAUGAAAAGUAACCAUUCCAAU
Lactuca sativa (garden lettuce) is the source of this 577-nucleotide messenger RNA. NCBI's taxonomy places the organism in Eukaryota, Viridiplantae, Streptophyta, Magnoliopsida, Asterales, Asteraceae. The record is from RefSeq and is a predicted model, not a curated record.